Molecule: messenger RNA, 2240 nt
Organism: Oldenlandia corymbosa var. corymbosa
Lineage: Eukaryota; Viridiplantae; Streptophyta; Magnoliopsida; Gentianales; Rubiaceae
Source: the annotation of a GenBank genome assembly
ACCAAAAGCUUUCGUGCACUCAACCACCACAAAAAUGCCCUUUAUUACCUUCACUUUACUUCACUCGCUUCAAUUGCCUAUAUAUAGAAAUCGCUUCCCAAACAAUUUCUUUUGUCUCAGCCAAACAUUCUUCUUUGUCCCACAACAUCUAGGGGAACACCUUUCUCAUCUAAUUCUUUGUACUAUAUUUUUGCAACCUGGUUUUCUUUAUUAUUGUUAGCUCAAAAUUUCUAAAAAUGGAGUUGGACAAUCUUGUUCGAUCCCUUGAGUCGAGCUCGAUUCUUGUCACCGGUGCAGCUGGCUUUCUUGCAAAAAGUACUACUUCAUUCUUCUCUUCUCCAUCUAAUUAACUCUUGCAUUUUAAUCCGUGUUUCUGUUGCUGACUUUUCUUUGUUGUUAAUGGGGUGCAGUUUUUAUAGAGAAAAUACUAAGGGUUCAACCAAAUGUGAAGAAACUCUAUCUUCUUUUAAGGGCUAAUGACAGCAAGUCUGCCAUGCAGCGGUUCAAUUCUGAGAUUAUAGCUAAGGACUUGUUCAGGGUUGUAAAAGAAAAAUGUGGUCCAAAUUUUAGUUCUCUGAUUGCUCAAAAGGUUACAGUUGUACCUGGUGAUAUCACUUGUGAAAAUCUAGGAGUACAUGACUCAAAUUUGUUGGAAGAGAUGUGGAAGGAAGUAGAUGUUGUUGUUAACCUAGCUGCAACCACCAACUUUGAUGAAAGAUAUGAUGUGUCCCUUGGAAUUAAUACCAUGGGAGCUAAGCAUGUGUUGAAUUUCGCUAAAAGAUGUGCUAGAAUGAAGGUGUUACUCCAUGUAUCAACAGCUUAUGUAUCUGGAGAAAAAGAGGGACUAAUUCUGGAAACUCCAUAUCGAAUGGGCGAGACUCUGAAUGGAACAACUGGAUUAGACAUUGACUAUGAGAAGAAAAUCAUUGAUGAAAAAUUGAAAGAGCUUCGAGCUGAGAAUGCUACUGAACAAGAUAUCAAAUUAGUCAUGAAGGAUCUUGGAAUACAAAGGGCAAGAAAAUUUGGAUGGCCAAACACUUAUGUGUUUACAAAGGCAAUGGGGGAGAUGCUUUUGGGAAGUUUAAUAGGAAAUAUUCCUCUUGCAAUUGUUCGACCUACAAUUGUAACCAGCACUUAUAAAGAGCCAUUUCCAGGUUGGGUUGAAGGAAUUAGAACCAUCGAUAGCCUUGCGGUUGGUUAUGCUAAAGGGAGACUAACUUGCUUCCUAGGAGAUCCAAACACCAUAAUUGAUCUUAUCCCGGCGGAUAUGGUGGUGAAUGCCAUGAUGGCAGCAAUGUUGACUCAUAUAAAUGAACCAAGUGAAGAACCGAUCAUUUACCAGGUGGGUUCAUCUGUAUCAAAUCCGGUUUUGUAUUCUUCACUUCAAGAAUUUGGUCAGAGGUACUUCACCAAGCAUCCAUGGGUUGAUAAAGAAGGAAAGCCAGUUAAAGUUGGGAAGAUCACUGUUCUAAGAACUAUGGAAAGUUUCCAUAGUUACAUGGCUCUUCGUUACUUGCUUCCCUUAAAGGUUUAGUUUUUUUACCCCUCAACCCUUUUGCCUGAUUUACUUAGUUAUCAAAACUUCAAACUUUUCUUUCUUAACUAACAAAUAUGUGUUUUUCAGGGUUUAAAGAUUCUGAAUGCUGCACUUUGCCAAUAUUUUGGUGGAUUAUACCAUGAUCUUUACCGCAAAAUAAAAUAUGUGAUGAGGAUGAUUGAUCUCUAUGGACCGUACUUAUUCUUCAAGGGAGUGUAAGUAUCCAUAUAUGACUUCAUUUUUCAUUAUUUAUCAUCAAUUCGAAAAAUUAUUUUGGGACGGAAGAGAAGUUAUACAACAUUUCAAAUUUGUGCAGAUAUGAUGACAUGAACACAGAGAGAUUGCGUCAAAUUAUUAUGGAAAAAGGUGCUGAAAAUGUGUUCUACUUUGAUCCCAAGUGUAUAAACUGGGAUGACUAUUUCAUGAACGUCCAUCUUCCUGGAAUUGUGAAAUACGUAUUCAAAUGAUGUAAAAAGUCCCCAAAAAAAAGGGGAAAAAAAAAGGUUGUCUGAAUUAUAUAUCAAGGCAGAGCUUUACUACUUCUAUUCGUAAAGUGGAAUUCCAUAGCUAGCAUGACAGAAUUAUUAUUGUUGAAGGCCGGCCAGUAAUUGAAGUGUUGAAUACUUUAAUGGAAAUUAAUGUAUUAUUUUUUUUAUUAUAUAUAUAUGGUUUAAUUAAUUGAUGAAGAUUUAUUGUUUUUGCA